This is a messenger RNA of Vigna radiata var. radiata (mung bean), 321 nucleotides long. RefSeq lists its product as uncharacterized. The record is from RefSeq and is a predicted model, not a curated record. The coding region runs from base 1 to 321 and encodes 106 amino acids. The transcript has a single exon. NCBI's taxonomy places the organism in Eukaryota, Viridiplantae, Streptophyta, Magnoliopsida, Fabales, Fabaceae.
AUGCAGAAGACUUUCCCUCCAAAAUUUAAAGAUCCGGGGAGUUUCACCAUUUCUUGCACCAUUGGAAGCAAUAAUAUAGGGAAGGCUUUUAUUGAUUUAGGGGCUAACAUCAACCUGAUGCCUCUAUCUAUGCUUAAAAGGAUUGGUGGUCUUGAAGUUAAGCCAACAAGAAUGAUGCUUCAGUUGGCAGAUAGGUUUGUCAAAUAUCCUUAUGGUGUGGUAGAAGACGUGGUGGUGAAAAUUGACAAAUUUCAAUUCCUUGUGGACUUUCUAGUGAUGGAGAUGGAGGAAAAUGCAAAGAUACUGCUCAUCCUUAGAUGA